AUGGGCACAACCAACCCAUUAUAUUUAUUCGCCACACCGCCGCUUCUCCCUGCCCCUGUUCACACAUUUCGCGCUAUUGAAUCCAUCGAAUUUUUGGGGCGUUUUGCAAUUGGCUGGGAAAAGCGGGCAAUCGCUGAUGCGCCACUCACCGGUCGGCCUCCCAUCACAUCGGCCACCACCCACAACACCACAACGGCUCUCCAUUCACCCCACGCCGCCGAUGACCACGGGGUUUCUGGCCUUCUACUGAGUUUUUUCCCGUCAGAAUAUACGAUCCAAGAAAAGCAAGCC
Molecule: messenger RNA, 291 nt
Organism: Mesorhabditis spiculigera
Lineage: Eukaryota; Metazoa; Nematoda; Chromadorea; Rhabditida; Rhabditidae
Source: the annotation of a GenBank genome assembly